Ichthyophthirius multifiliis is the source of this 1461-nucleotide messenger RNA. RefSeq lists its product as hypothetical. Gene Ontology annotation, molecular function: glycine hydroxymethyltransferase activity; pyridoxal phosphate binding; cobalt ion binding. Gene Ontology annotation, biological process: tetrahydrofolate interconversion; folic acid metabolic process; L-serine catabolic process. The transcript is spliced from 5 exons. The record is from RefSeq and is a predicted model, not a curated record. Gene Ontology annotation, cellular component: cytoplasm. NCBI's taxonomy places the organism in Eukaryota, Ciliophora, Oligohymenophorea, Hymenostomatida.
UUAUUUAUAAUAAAAAUGCUAAAACUUUGUUAAAAAAUAAACAGAAUUUCAUAAAUUUCAGUCAAAUAUUUAAAUACAUUAAAUAAACAAAACCUAGAGCAAUCUGACUAAGAAAUAUACUAAAUAAUUAAGAACGAAGAAAAAAGACAAUUAUAAGGUAUAACAUUAAUAGCAUCUGAAAAUCAUUGUUCAUAAGCAGUAUUAGAUGCAUUAGGUAGUGGUAUGCAUUAUAAAUAUAAUGAAGGUUUAGUGGAAUAAAAACAAUAAAUGGGUUGCUAAUUCGUAAACGAGAAUGAAUAAUUAUGUUAAAAAAGAGCAUUGGAGACAUUUCGUUUAAAUCCAUAAGAAUGGGGAUGUACUGUCCAGUCAUAUUCAGGAGCAAUAGCUAAUAUGAAUGUUUAUAAUGGUUUAUUGUAACCCCACGAUAGAAUUAUGGGACUUGACUUACCUGACGGAGGACAUCUGUCUCAUGGAUUUUAAACAAAAUAAAAAAAAAUAUCUUUUAUUUCAUAAUACUUUGAAUCUUAGCCUUAUAAAGUGAAUGAAAAAACAGGAUUAAUAGAUUAUGAUAAAUUAGAAUAAUAAGCUAAAAUAUAUAACCCAAAGAUUAUCGUUGCAGGAGCUAGUUCUUAUUCAAGACUUAUUGAUUACGAAAGAAUGCUAAAAAUAGCUGAUGAUUGCGGAGCUUAUUUGCUCGCUGAUAUGGCUCAUAUUUCUGGUUUAGUGGCAGCUAAUGUUAUUCCUUCCCCUUUUAGUUUUUCUCAUAUUGUAACUACUACUACCCAUAAAAGUUUAAGAGGUCCAAGAGGUAGUAUGAUUUUUUAUAGAAAAGGAAUACGAAAAGUUGAUAAAAAAGGAAAUAAAAUUAUGUAUGAUCUUGAUGAGCAUAUAAAUAAAUCUUUAUACCCAAGCUUAUAAGGAGGUCCUCAUAAUCAUACUAUAUCUGCUCUAAGUGUAGCACUUUUAUAAGCUUAAACUAAAGAAUUUAAAGUAUAUUAAGAACAAACAUUAAAAAAUGCUAAGGCUUUAGCAAAUGCAUUUUUGAAAAAAAAUUAUAAACUAGUUUCCGGAGGGACUGAUAACCAUCUAGUUUUAGUAGAUAUGAGAAGUAAAAAUACUGAUGGAGCUAGAGUUGAAAUUAUUUUGGAAUAUAUAAAUAUUUAUACUAAUAAAAAUACUGUUCCUGAUGAUAAAAGUGCAUUAGUACCAAGCGGAAUAAGAUUAGGUACUCCUGCUAUGACUACAAGAGGAUUAUUAGAAAAAGAUUUUGAAUAAGUAGUUGAGUUUAUCGAUAAUGCAGUAUAAAUAAUCCCUUAAAUUAUGAAAAAAGUAGAACCUAAAGUUGCUGAUUUCAAAAAUUAUGUUAAGUAAAACCAUUAAAAUAUAUAGGAAAUAGUUUAACUGAGAAAUUAAAUUUAAAAGUUCUCAUAAUAAUUUGAAGUUCCUGGUGUUAAUUUUUGA